GCCAAUGAAAUGACAGGAGGAAAAUGACAGGGAAGACUGGAGAGGUCAAAACGGUUGGCUCAGAUUCAUAAUCAUAAUCAUAUUCAUAUUCAUAGUCUUUCUUACUUCAAACCUCAACUUCUCUCUUCACAUUUUACACUUCCCUCCUCACUGACUUCACCAGGACGAUUUUCAAAGCUCAAAAAUGGUGCCCAAAAUACCAUGGAUUUUCUCCCUCUUUCUCUUCUGCCUCACUGUCUCAAGCCAAAACCCAGCUGAAUUUCUGACUGUUCGCUCAAACCCAAACCAGAAUGUAGCUUCCAUGGCAGCAUCAGUCAACACCCAAGAUCUCAUCCAAGUUUCAAGUAGUGUUUUAAUGGCUGAAAUAUGGCUUAGAAACCAUGUCUUAUCUUAUUACCCAGCUCUCAACAUUACCCACAUUGUAAUAGGUCAUGAUCUCUUUUGUUCUUCACAAACCCACCACCAUUUUCAUCUUCUAAUCUUACCUGCUUUACAAAAUUUUCACCAUUCUCUCAUAAGAUGGGGUUUACACACAGAUAUUAAGGUUUCUCCUUCAUUUUCAGCUCACUGUUUGGAAGAGUUUUCCCCUGAUUUUGCUUAUUCUCUCUUUAAUCCACUUCUAGACUUUCUCCACUCAACAAACUCAUCUUAUAUGAUAAACCCAUCAUCAAAAUCACCCACAAGUAAUUCUAACCAAAAGUUUGAAACUUUGGUUAAUACACACUUCAAAUUCCUCAAAAAGAUUGGAUUUUUAACCUUAAAAAACCCUAAUUUCAUGAUGGUUUUACACCCUUUACCAGAACAACCAAAACCCACAAUGAGGAAACUAUCAUAUGUUCUUCCAACCCCAUCACCAGAACAACUUCCCAUAGCCAAAGGGCCUGAUACACUUCCACCUCUAGUUGGUGUUGGGCCCACAAUUUCUCCACCAAGCCCAGUAUCAGCCAACCCACAUUUGGGUAUGAGCCCAACAUACUCCCCUUAUCCUCACCAUCAUCAUCACCCACACCCACACCUCCUUCCACCCUGCAAUCCGAGCCCACCACAGGCACAACCUGCACCAGGCCCAGUGACUGAGCAACCACCCACUUGGGAGAAAGUGUGGUGUGUGGCAAAGCCUAGUGUGCCUGCAGAAACAUUACAAGAAGCAAUGGAUUAUGCAUGUGGAGAAGGAGGAGCAGAAUGUGAUGAAAUUCAGCCUAAUGGAAAUUGCUAUUAUCCUGAUACUAUUGUUUCUCAUGCUUCUUAUGCAUUUAAUAGUUAUUGGCAGAAAACUAAAAUUAAUGGUGGUACUUGCAGUUUUGGUGGCACUGCUAUGCUAAUCAAUUCUGAUCCUAGUUUUCUUCAAUGCAGAUUUGUAGUGGUUUGAUUUGAAGAUGUUUUUGGUACUAAAUUGCUAAUUAGGAUUAAGAUGAGAACCUAUUUUUGUUAGUUUUGGAAUACCAAAGCU
Messenger RNA from Amaranthus tricolor (Joseph's coat), 1450 nucleotides. RefSeq names its product glucan endo-1,3-beta-glucosidase 1. The transcript has 3 exons. Gene Ontology annotation, biological process: carbohydrate metabolic process. Bases 185 to 1369 code for a protein of 394 amino acids. Lineage: Eukaryota; Viridiplantae; Streptophyta; Magnoliopsida; Caryophyllales; Amaranthaceae. The record is from RefSeq and is a predicted model, not a curated record. Gene Ontology annotation, molecular function: hydrolase activity, hydrolyzing O-glycosyl compounds.